Molecule: messenger RNA, 1303 nt
Organism: Carassius carassius (crucian carp)
Lineage: Eukaryota; Metazoa; Chordata; Actinopteri; Cypriniformes; Cyprinidae
Gene: uchl3
Product: ubiquitin carboxyl-terminal esterase L3 (ubiquitin thiolesterase)
Exons: 9
Coding region: 92-787 (231 amino acids)
Biological process (GO): protein deubiquitination; ubiquitin-dependent protein catabolic process
Cellular component (GO): cytoplasm
Molecular function (GO): cysteine-type deubiquitinase activity
Source: RefSeq, a predicted model, not a curated record
UUGAACUUCCUUCUCAGCUCAGCUGUCAGCGCGUCUCGAGGUAGCAAUAUCAUCUUUUUUAUUUAGGAUAUCAGACAGGGUUUAAUCUGAGAUGGAGGGCCAGCGCUGGUUACCACUGGAAGCCAACCCAGAGCUUUUAGCAGGAACGUUUUUACGGCAACUUGGCUUGGUACCGACCUGGCAGUUUGGGGAUGUGUACGGUUUGGAAGCUGAAGUUCUCAGUUUGGUGCCAAGGCCUGUUUGUGCUGUACUUUUGCUCUUCCCUAUAACAGAGAAGUAUGAAACCUUUAGACAGGAGGAGGAGGCAAAAAUUAAGGCUCAAGGACAAGAGGUGUCCUCAGAUGUGUACUUCAUGAAACAAACCAUCGGCAAUGCUUGUGGUACAAUAGGGUUAAUUCAUGCUGUGGCAAACAAUCAAAGGCAUCUGGAGUUUGAGCCAAAUUCACCGCUUAAGGCAUUUUUACUGCAGUCGGCAAAGAUGAGCCCAGAAGAAAAGGCUGCUUUCCUUGAAAAAGAUGAGAGUAUCCGAGUAACACAUGAGUCAAGUGCUCAGGAAGGACAAACAGAGGCUCCAAGUUUAGAUGAAAAAGUGGAUUUGCAUUUUAUUGCCUUUGUAAAUGUUGAAGGACAUUUAUAUGAACUGGAUGGACGCAAACCUUUUCCAAUUGUUCAUGGGAAAACCACAGAGGACACAUUUCUCGAGGAUUCUGCAGAGGUCUGCAAGAAGUUCAUGGCACGUGAUCCCCAGGAGCUCCGUUUCACUGUGGUGGCUCUUUCCAAAGCAUAAAUGUUCUUGUUAUUUUACAUAAGAGAAAAACUGCCAAUUAUUCAGAAAUGCUGUGAAUACUUUAAACCUUUAUAGGUUCAAUUCUGACUUUAAAUUAAAAAAAAAAAAAUCGUUAAAGGUUUUGACCAUAACUGACAAAGCAAAUGAGAAACGAAUUAACUAAUAACAAAAAAAGUGUACAUGCACACAAAAAAAAUUAUCUGAAUGUUUACAACUCUCUGAUUGAAAUAAUGUUUGUUUUCAUUUCUCCAAAAUUAUAAAAACUUUUUCUUGAUGUUAAUAUUAAUCUAAUGGUGGUGUUCUUUUUUUUCUUCUGCCAGAAAAUAUCCAUUUAAAAUAAAAGUUCCCCUGAUGAAUAUAUAGACUUAUAUUUUGACACACAAAUGCUCUUUUAACAGAAGUGUGUCAGUGUGCCAAUGUGUCACUGCAUAUGGUGUUCUACUUCUAAAUGCAGUUUUCUCAAGAAUACAGCAAAAAUUCAGAUGAAACUAAAACAAUAAAGAACAAAUGUUUUCA